Molecule: messenger RNA, 507 nt
Organism: Fomitiporia mediterranea MF3/22
Lineage: Eukaryota; Fungi; Basidiomycota; Agaricomycetes; Hymenochaetales; Hymenochaetaceae
Exons: 3
Coding region: 1-507 (168 amino acids)
Source: RefSeq, a predicted model, not a curated record
AUGCGUAUACGUGGGAAAUUUUAUGCGCGUAAGCGUAUACGCUACGCGCGGAGCACUACUAAAGGCAAAGGGCGGCAAGUCUCGUGCCAUCAAGAGAUCGGCCAUGUGCAAGAUAGUUCAGUUGUAUAUUCUCCAGCAAGGUCCUCUGUACACUGCGAUGUGGGAGCAGCAACAGUCAACACGAACACGAACACCACCGAGACGUCAAUAAGGGGAAGGCGAAAGAAGUUCGCUAGGACAGAGAAGGUCUUAAGAUUGACUAUCUCUACUUUACUCUUUGGCAUCAAGGGUGCAGCUGCUGCUGGAGAUGCUUUCCCACCUGUAAAAUCAGCUGCUGCAGGUCUUCUCUUUAGAAUAAAUUCUGUAAAGAAGUUCAAAGAUGAUAAGGCCGACAUUGAGCAACUAUCACACUUGGUGGAAGAGUUUGGCAGCAUAUUAGAGGAUACUUUGUUGAAGGCAAGCUUCCCAAGAGAGUUCGAGGCAGCGGCUAUCCAUUUCAAUCGGUAA